Messenger RNA from Parnassius mnemosyne (clouded apollo), 969 nucleotides. Lineage: Eukaryota; Metazoa; Arthropoda; Insecta; Lepidoptera; Papilionidae. The record is from the annotation of a GenBank genome assembly.
AUGAAAGAUAUGCAUUCGUUACUUCAGCAUCAAUUUUCAGAACUCACAAAACUCGCAAGAAAAUUCAACUGUUUUUACUUAACAGGGUUGAACAAAGGCAUAUGUAAACCAUUUAUAGUGGGAGGUCAUCAAGUAGGCCUAAUUCGGCCCGAUGUCAUGAAACAUCUUCAAAGAUUUCCGGAGGUGUUCAUAGUUACUGGAAAGUUUGUUGAAUUAAAUCCAGCUUUUAGAGGAUAUAAAGAACGGACAUCAAAAGUAGCCGAUGUUUUACAAACUUUACGCAAAGAAAAUGAAAUAUGUGCUCUAAAGGGUUGGCGAGAUGAGUGUUUUGAAGUGAGUACACCAUUAUAUCAUGAGAGUCUUUUGGAGAUGGACAGAAGUGCAAUUUGUCUCUUUGGCAUAAGGAAUUAUGGUGUUAGCGUUAAUGGUUAUUUAACUCAUCCAACAAAAGGUCUUUGUAUCUGGUUACAACAAAGAAGUUUAACCAAACAAACAUGGCCUGGAAAAUGGGAUUGCUUUGUCAGUGGAGGCCUAGCUGUUGGCUAUGGUAUCCUGGAGACUGCUAUAAAAGAAGCAGCUGAAGAGGCUUCUGUCGUAGGAGAAUUAGUAAAGAAGUUGAUUCCAUCUGGUUGUGUUAGUUUCUUUUUUGAAAGUGAAAGGGGAUUAUUUCCAAACACGGAAUAUGUGUAUGAUCUUGAGCUUCCAUUCGAUUUUAUUCCACAAAAUGCAGACGGUGAAGUGGAGACUUUUGAACUGUUAACAGCCGAAGAAUGUAUUCAGAGGGCGCUCAGUCCACAAUUUAAAACCACAAGUGCCCCCGUUCUAUUAGAUUUCCUUAUAAGGAAAGGAUACAUUAACCCUGAAAAUGAGCCACAUUACAGGCACAUUGUGGAGCUACUUCAUGUUCCUCUUCAGUCUAUUUAUAAUUCGCCAUGUACUGACAUCACUACUAAUGGCGAUGGCAAAUAA